This is a messenger RNA of Owenia fusiformis, 1797 nucleotides long. NCBI's taxonomy places the organism in Eukaryota, Metazoa, Annelida, Polychaeta, Sabellida, Oweniidae. The record is from the annotation of a GenBank genome assembly.
CACAUUAUAGACUAUGCAUAUACAUAUAGCAUAUUUAAAGGGAACCAACCGUAUCAUUUUAAGGAUAAUACUUUAAAGAUUGCAUAACCAAAUAGUUACUACUUACGAAACCGUCACAUUGUGGAUACUCAUGACCAGUUUGUCGUGCACGCACGUGAACGAAUCGGACGUACCUCUACACUGAUUAUUCUGAGAGAUUUUUCCGACGUUAACACCCAUGUGUAUUAGUGUUAAAAGCUUAAUAUUGAAAAACAUUUUCAAUCAUUAGGUAUAUGAUUUAGUGGUAUACCAGUACGUAUCUCUGACAGCUGUUAACAUGGAGCUCUAUGUUGCACGAUUGGAGGCAGGAGGAGAGAAAUCACAGGGAGUAAAAGCUUGUUUGAAAAGGUACCGGAAGAAGAUCUCAAACAUUAUAGACGCCCCCUCUAUUCUCAUAUUCGUUGCGUGUCUGGCCAUAUUGGACGCUUCAUUCGUCGUAUCCCAGCUGAUCAUUGAUGUGGUCAUUGUCAGGCAACUUCUUGAAAAGCACGUUGCGUCUACAAAGACUUUAUCAGUUGUUCUCAAGGACACAUACCCCGUUGAUUUCAGUUGUUAUGGUGAGGACCAUUACGACACCGGAAGUCUAGAAGAUCUCAUUUCUUUUCUCGAUCAUGGGAACGGUUACCAUGGAGGCGGUAGUUACCAUGGAGACAGCACAAAUAAAAUGGAUAUUACCCACAGGAAGAAGCGACAUCUACAGAGCAAAAGUAAACAAAGGCAGGUUAACAUGAUGUUGUUGUCCCCCGCAUUACGUACUGCAAUGCAGAGCCUUCCUUUAGGUCAACUAGAAGAAUUGUGCUCGAACCCCAUCCCUUUGAAUUCCAAACUUGGAAGAUUUCAAAGUAAGCGUAUUAAAAAACGAGCAUCGAGUUCAGAAAAGACUCAUGACAGAAAUGAAUCUCUAUUGAGUGAUGGCAAGUGCCCAAAUAUAACUGAACACCAUGGAGAGCAUGAACACGAUCUGGCUCACACUUUGGCGCAUGCUUGCCAUAUUGGAAGUAUAGUUAUUCUCACAAUGAUGGUGUGCGAGAAGCUGCUUCGCAUACAAGCUUACGGCAGGAAGAUUUUUAAAAGUAAAUUCCAGAUGUUUGAUGGUUUUGUUGUGAUCCUGUCCUGGAUCCUUGAUCUUGCGCUAAUUGAUGGGAUUUGGGCGCAGUCGGAAGUGGAUGCUGCGCUACUGCUUAUUAUUCUCCUUCCAUGGCGGAUCAUUCGUAUAAUCAACUGUUUUGUAAUGACGUUCAGGGAGAGGUAUAGGAUACAAAUUCGAUUAAUCGAAGAGAAAAUGAAGGCGAGUGAAAGAAAGGCAAAAGAAGUAUCUAAUAAGAUGAUCUGCGCAAAGAGAGAGAUAACACAUCUAAGAGAUUUGGCUUCAAAACAUGGCGCCACCGAGAAAGCCAUUGAAUUGUGCACUAAGAAUUCCAAAGAUUCACUCAGUCGUAAAACUGGAAUGUACCUUCAUAGCAUGUCGAUGAUUACCAAUAUUCUCCAAACAACGUUCUCUCACCAUACAGAUGAAACAGAAGAUGAACAUAAUGACUCGAAACCAUCAGAAGGUACGCCUAAGUCUAUUAUACAACCUGAAAAGCAUCGGGAAGAAAUUCAAAAUGGAUUCAAGGAGAUAUGCAGUAUUGGGGUAGAGACUUCAGUUGUACAUGUUAAUGAAACAAGUGCACAUCCUGACGAAACAAUAGUGCAACCUGAUAAAACAAUGGUACAACCUUCUGAAACAAUGGUACAGCCUGACAAAACAAUGGUACA